Messenger RNA from Echinops telfairi (small Madagascar hedgehog), 2834 nucleotides. It is a transcript of the gene TMC2, whose product is annotated as transmembrane channel like 2. Gene Ontology annotation, molecular function: mechanosensitive monoatomic ion channel activity. Lineage: Eukaryota; Metazoa; Chordata; Mammalia; Afrosoricida; Tenrecidae. Gene Ontology annotation, cellular component: plasma membrane. The record is from RefSeq and is a predicted model, not a curated record. The transcript has 20 exons. Gene Ontology annotation, biological process: vestibular reflex; detection of mechanical stimulus involved in sensory perception of sound. The coding region runs from base 41 to 2716 and encodes 891 amino acids.
GAGCACCUUAGACUACAGGUGUGAGCAAGCCCGGCUCACCAUGAGCAGCCAGCUGAAGGUCCUGGAGGGGGAAGCACAGGGUGGAGCCAGAGGACGGGCCAGGAGCGGCUCUCCAGGCACAGGUGACAGGUCUGAGAGAAGCCCCUCAACGAAGCAGGCGCCUAAGGCCGAGGGGCCAUCGGGCAGGAGAGGAGCCCAGUCUGGCAGGAAGGAGCAGGCUGGGGGCAGCUCAAGGCCAAGGUCUCCCAAGAGAAAGCACACAGAGCAUAAGAGACGCCAGGAGGACCAGCGCCCAGCAGAGAGGACGUGUAAGGAGAGGAGGAAGAGGGAUGGGAAGGCUUCCUUCAAGGAGCAGAAAGCAACCCCCAAGAAGGAGAAAGAGGAGCUGAAGGAGGAGAUGUGGGAGCAGCUGAAGAAACAUAGUGCCUCUGGUGGGGAGUCUCUGUCUGAGGAGGAGCUGGCCUGGAUCCUGGAGCAGGUGGAAGAAAAGAAGAAGCUCAUUGCCACCAUGAGGAACAAGCCCUGGCCAAUGGCCAAGAAGCUGACGGAGCUCAGGGAGGCCCAAGCCUUCGUGGAGAAGUAUGAAGGAGCUUUGGGAAAGGGGAAAGGCAAGCGACUGUACGCCUACAGGAUGCUGAUGGCCAAGAAAUGGGUCAAGUUUAAGAGAGACUUUCACAAUUUCAAGACUCAAUGCAUUCCCUGGGAGAUGAAGAUCAAAGACAUUGAAAGUCACUUUGGUUCGUCAGUGGCAUCAUAUUUCAUCUUCCUUCGAUGGAUGUAUGGAGUUAACCUUGUUCUUUUUGGCUUAAUAUUUGGUCUAGUCAUAAUCCCGGAGGUGCUGAUGGGCGUGCCCUAUGGAACUAUACCCCGGAAGACAGUGCCUCGAGCUGAGGAAGACAAAGCCAUGGACUUCUCAGUCCUCUGGGAUUUCGAGGGCUACAUCAAGUACUCUGCUCUCUUCUAUGGCUACUACAAUGACCAGAGGACCAUCGGGUGGCUGAGGUACCGGUUGCCAAUGGCUUACUUUAUGGUGGGGGUCAGCGUUUUCGGCUACAGCCUGAUGAUUGUCAUUAGAUCGAUGGCCAGCAAUAGCCAGGGGAGCACAAGCGACGGGGAGAAUGAUAACUUCACAUUCAGCUUUAAGAUGUUCACCAGCUGGGACUACCUGAUCGGGAAUUCAGAGACAGCAGACAACAAAUACGCUUCCAUCACCACCAGCUUCAAGGAAUCAAUAGUGGAUGAGCAAGAGAGUAACAAAGAAGAAAACAUCCACCUGACAAGGUUUCUCCGUGUCCUGGCCAACUUCCUCAUCAUCUGUUGCUUGUGCGGAAGUGGGUACCUCAUUUACUUUGUGGUGAAGCGAUCCCAGGAGUUCUCCAAGAUGCAGAAUGUCAGCUGGUAUGAAAGGAAUGAGGUAGAGAUUGUGAUGUCCCUACUCGGAAUGUUCUGCCCCCCUCUCUUCGAAACCAUUGCAGCCCUAGAGAACUACCAUCCCCGCAUUGGACUCAAGUGGCAACUGGGACGCAUCUUUGCACUCUUCUUGGGGAACCUCUACACAUUUCUCUUGGCCCUAAUGGAUGAUGUCCACCUUAAGCUUUCUACUGAAGACACAAUAAAGAAUAUCACUCACUGGACUCUGUUCAACUAUUACAACUCCUCCGGCUGGAAGGAUAGCGGCCCCCGGCCACCCUUGCAUCCUGCAGAUGUGCCCCGGGGUUCUUGCUGGGAGACAGCUGUGGGCAUCGAAUUCAUGAGGCUGACGGUGUCUGACAUGCUGGUAACAUACAUCACCAUCCUGCUGGGCGACUUCCUACGGGCGUGUUUUGUCCGGUUCAUGAACUACUGCUGGUGCUGGGACCUAGAGGCUGGAUUUCCCUCAUAUGCUGAGUUUGAUAUCAGUGGAAAUGUCCUGGGUUUGAUCUUCAACCAAGGAAUGAUAUGGAUGGGCUCUUUCUAUGCCCCAGGACUAGUGGGCGUCAACGUGCUGCGUCUGCUGACUUCCAUGUACUUCCAGUGCUGGGCUGUGAUGAGCAGUAACGUCCCACACGAGCGUGUCUUCAAAGCCUCCCGAUCCAACAACUUCUACAUGGGCCUCCUGGUGCUGGUGCUCUUCCUCAGCCUGCUGCCUGUUGCCUACACCAUCAUGUCCCUGCCGCCCUCCUUCGACUGCGGACCGUUCAGUGGGAAAAACAGAAUGUAUGAUGUCAUCCAAGAGACCAUUGAAAAUGAUUUCCCAACCUUCCUAGGAAAGAUCUUUGCUUUCCUCGCCAAUCCAGGCCUAAUCAUUCCAGCCAUCUUGCUGAUGUUCCUGGCCAUCUACUACCUGAACUCCGUUUCCAAAAGCCUGGCACGAGCUAAUGCCCAGCUGAGGAAGAAAAUCCAAGCGCUCCGGGAAGUUGAGAAAAGCCACAAGUCUGUCAAAGGCAAGGCCACUGUCAAAGAUUCGGGAGACACCCUUCCAGGAAGCUCCAAAAAUGCCAUCCAGGUCCAACUCACCAAAGAAGGAACCACGGCUCACCCUGGCAGCCAAAGCCAGAUCCUGGAGAAGAAGGCGCAGGGCUCGAGCGCCUCCAAUUCUGCCGACAGGACUAUGCUCCCUACCACCAGGCACAAUCCCGUCCCCCAACCCCCUGGAGUCAGGUCCAGCUCCGGCCAACUCCUGCCUCAGCCUUGGAAGUCGGCUUCUGGAAAGAGUGGGCAAAGACCACCCCCGUAACACCUGGGACUCUCAGAAGCAAGACUUCUAGGGCUGAUCCACAGGCCCCAGCUCGCUCGCUCUCUCUCUCUCUCUCUCUCUUUCUCUCUCUCUCUCUCUCUCUCUCUCUCUCUCUCUC